This is a messenger RNA of Thalassophryne amazonica, 1328 nucleotides long. It is a transcript of the gene ptger4c, whose product is annotated as prostaglandin E receptor 4 (subtype EP4) c. The transcript has 2 exons. Gene Ontology annotation, biological process: negative regulation of inflammatory response; cellular response to prostaglandin E stimulus; adenylate cyclase-activating G protein-coupled receptor signaling pathway. The record is from RefSeq and is a predicted model, not a curated record. The coding region runs from base 4 to 1296 and encodes 430 amino acids. NCBI's taxonomy places the organism in Eukaryota, Metazoa, Chordata, Actinopteri, Batrachoidiformes, Batrachoididae. Gene Ontology annotation, molecular function: prostaglandin E receptor activity. Gene Ontology annotation, cellular component: plasma membrane.
UUAAUGAUGAUCAACGACACCUUUGUAUUUGUGGACACUAAUGUUUCUGAGCUGCCGCCGCCUCUGUCCGUCAGCCACAACCACAGCGCGUUCCCGACGCUCCGGCUGGAGUCCACGUCUCUGGUCAUUUCGGCCACGAUGUUCGCCGUGGGUGUCCUGGGGAACCUGAUCGCCAUAGUGGUGCUGUGCACCUCCAAAAAAGAGCAGAAGGAAACCACGUUCUACACGCUGGUGUGCGGGAUGGCCAUCACGGAUCUUUUGGGCACGUGCUUCACGAGCCCGGUGGUGAUCGCCACCUACGUGUGGAGCCGCUGGCCCGGCGGAGCGCUGCUGUGCCACUUCUUCUCCUUCUCCAUGCUCUUCUUCGGCUCGGCCGGGAUGUCCAUCCUGUGCGCCAUGGCCGUGGAGCGCUACCUGGCCAUAAACCACGCGUAUUUCUACUCCCAGCACGUGGACCGGACGACGGCGCGCUUUGCGCUAAUGAUCACCUACCUGGCCAGCAUCGUGCUCAGCAUCUUGCCCAGUUUCGGCUUCGGCCAGCACGUCAGACACUUCCCCGGAACGUGGUGCUUUCUGGACUGGAGGGCGACGGAUCUACUCGGCGCGUGCUACUCGUUCCUGUACGGCGGCGUGAUGCUGCUGCUGAUCGCAGUGACGGUUCUGUGUAAUCUGGCGGUGUGCCGGUCGCUGGUGGGGAUGAACCAGAGGACAGGGAUAGUCCGGACGGAGCUGUGUGAGCAGGGAGGGUCGAAGAGGUGCUUCCCGCGGCUGCCCUCCGUCGCAUCAGCGGCAGAGAUCCAAAUGUUCUGGCUGCUGGUCUUCAUGACCAUCGUUUUCCUGAUCUGCUCCAUCCCCUUAGUGGUGCGGAUCUUCGUUAACCAGCUCUACGGUCCUGCUCAUGUUGCAGCCGGAGGCAAACCGGACUACCGCAGCGAUCUACUGGCGAUCCGCUUCGCCUCGUUCAACCCGAUUUUAGACCCGUGGGUGUACAUUCUGUGCCGAAAGAACCUGCUGCUGAAGGGCUGCGGCAGACUGAAGAGAACAAUGUCUCAAGUUAAAGACGGCCGAGACAACACUGCCUGGGAAGCAGGUCAGAACUCUCCUCCGUCUGUGCACAGCAACGACACCAGCUACGCGUCAUUACGCACAGCCGGCUAUAGGAAUGAUGUGGAACAGCAGCUUCCAGUCAGGAAUAAAUCAUUCACAGACUUCACGGUGAAACAAACGUGUGACUACGACACCGACCAGGUCAGCUUCCACCCGUUCGGCGUCGAGACUUGCGCGAUCCGUGGCUAAGGCGCAGAAACGCCGCUGCGUAAAUAACCUGU